Coniosporium apollinis CBS 100218 is the source of this 309-nucleotide messenger RNA. RefSeq lists its product as uncharacterized. The coding region runs from base 1 to 309 and encodes 102 amino acids. The transcript has a single exon. The record is from RefSeq and is a predicted model, not a curated record. Lineage: Eukaryota; Fungi; Ascomycota; Dothideomycetes.
AUGGAGACAGCUCAUCUCCUAGAAGCAACCGCGUCGUCCGGCGCAGUCGACCCGACCAUGUCCCCAGUUUCGAACACCCCGCUCCGAACUUUCGAAGACUACCAAGCCUCGGCCGACCCCUCAGACAACGUAUACUUCAGCCUCGACAGCUUUAGGAUCCGUUGGCCCAUCUUCGGCGAGCUGUCAGACAUCAUGGUCAUCGACGAUCCUAUGGACGCAUCUUCAACCGCUAGACUAUUUAAGACUGCCGAUGGUUGGCAUCCAAUCGCUACUGCACCAGUCUCAUACCCACCCAUCUCUGCUACCUAG